Patella vulgata (common limpet) is the source of this 1660-nucleotide messenger RNA. RefSeq names its product EGF-like domain-containing protein 2. The coding region runs from base 154 to 1557 and encodes 467 amino acids. The record is from RefSeq and is a predicted model, not a curated record. Lineage: Eukaryota; Metazoa; Mollusca; Gastropoda; Patellidae. The transcript has 11 exons.
UCGAUAAAAGGAUCACGUUUUCGGUCACAUUGAAAUAUUUCUGAAAGGUAUAUGAUUGAAAGAUCACCUCAUUCAUCUCUCAUUCCAAUUAUACCUUGUUAUUGAGUGUUCAGUAUUUUUUCGACAUAUUGGUGGGAAGCAGCCAACGGCAAGAUGUGUUGGUUAACUAAAUUAGCUGUUGUAUUAGCAGUGACAACAUGUGUAAAUGCGUCGUAUUUUGACUGUAGAAGAAACGGGAUUGUUUGUGAAAACUCUACAGCAUGUGACGACAAUACCGGAAACUGUACUUGUGACGCAGGGAUUAAUGAUGGACCAAACUGCGGGCUCGCUACUGAUACGAUAGUGUUAGACCAGGCUAUGAUGCUCAUGUGUGAAAAUAGUGGUAUAACUGUAGAGAAGUCAGGAGUAAAAUCGUGUUACUGUUUGGAUCCUACAUACUAUGGCACGUUAUGUGAAAAUAGACGAGCUGAAGUCACGUGCAGUGGAGAUUCUCUAAAUGUUACAAUUGUUCCGUAUCAACCAUUCAUGGGCCUAGUUUUUGUUAAAGAUAACAUGACAGAUACUGCGUGUGCUUUUAAUGAAUCAACUGAUGGAGAUGGUGUUGUGAGUUAUUUCGCUAAUUUAGGUGUCGAUAGUGGAUGUUCAAUCCAAACAACAAUGGAUUCUGCUAAUACCACAACUUACUCUGUGGAUGUGAAGUUACAAGCGUCUUCUACUUUUGUCACGUCUGGCGAUAUGGUAGUCACGGCUUCAUGUUCUUAUUCGAACUCUUCAAUGACAGCUGUAGAUGGUGGUGUAGGAACUGUUUCAGUUGAUGAUCCAGCAAACUUCACUAAAGAUACAACGGAAACAAAGUAUGACCCUGUUCAAUUCGCUGUUCUAAGGCGAGAUGGUUCUGCAGUUACUCCACCAUUGUUUCUCGGUGAUAAACUUAUGAAGAGAUUCGAACUAGCUGAUAAAAAAUUGUAUGAUUCUUUUGUGUUGGAAACCUGUACUGCUGUAAACGGUCCAAAUGCCCCAGUACGUAUCCGAGAAAUCACCAUUCAGAACGGGUGUCCUACCACAAUAGGAAGAAGUAUAAUUGAAGGAGAUAUCAUGUAUGACAUGAGCAUUCCUCGCAUUAUGGUUAACUUCACAGCCUUCCGAUUCUCCAACUCUCCGAUCGUAUCAUUUGAGUGCAGCGUUCGAGUCUGCCGCCCAACUGAAACUUGUAUUCAGCCAACGUGUACCGCCAAUAAUAUAGGCAGAAGAAGGCGUAGUGCUGAAAACCCCGAAGAAUUUAAUGUGGUAGAUACAAUUGCUGUACGUGAUCCUUAUAACCCAGAAGAAUUUGUACCCGAUAUCUAUCCGUCAUCCGAAUUAAGACCCGAGAUUCACCACCCCGAUCACAACACCGAUCAUGAACACCAGGUUGAGUCUCAACUCUGUGCUCAAUCGAAUGGUAUUCUGAUCGUAGUCAUAAUCCUUGUUGUGGCUGUUGUUCUACUAUUGCUUGCUACCACCUGUUUAACUGUAAAAGUUUUAAAGUCAAGAUCACAAGUCAAAGCCAUGCCCUGAGGGGCCAUACUAAGAAUUCCAUGAAAAGAUGCUAAAGGGGCGAUGGUUUGCUCUUUUGAAUGAUGAUUUAUUUAUUGGGAAUUCAAUAAAAGUUAUUGUUAUU